CAGCAGCAGCAGCAGAAGAUACGGAGGCUGGCGUGUGUCACCUUAUCUGUCUCCCACUAUCGCUGUGUCCGGGGACUAUUUCACUAAUUUCUCCCUUCGGAUCCUUCCCGCGACGUUCAAUUAGGUGUUUGCGCGUUAAUGGGCAUCUUGGACGACUGCCUCCUAAUCCAUGUGUGUGUGUGCUUCAGAGAUUGUGAGCGGCAGAGGCAGCACCUAGGAGCACAAGCAGGAGGCGGAGGAUUUUGCCGUACCGUGUCGUGCACAGUGGAAAUACGCUCGUACUACUCUCCCACAGUGAAGAGCCAAAGACGAGGCGCAGGAACAAGGGCUUUUUUGGAGCACCCCUCUCUAUAUUGAUGAAUUGUCAACGGGACAGGCCUGCAACAUCGCGCGUAUCUUCAGCAUGAGUCCCACAAAUUGAGGAGGCUGUUAUAAGCUACAGUUGCUGAUUGAGAUUGGAGGCAGCCAUGGAAGUGAAGGAACGCCGCCCCUACCGCUCGCUGACGGCGCGGCAAGACACAGAGCGCCGCUACACCAGCUCCUCAGCCGACAGCGAGGACGGCAAACCCAACGCCAAGUCCUACAGCUCCAGUGAGACGCUCAAGGCCUUCGACCAUGACUCCAGGAUGGCGUACGGAACCCGGGUCAAAGACGUGGUGCACCAUGAAGUGGACGAGUUCGGUCGGCCAGGGGCAGAGUUCUCCCUGCGGGACCUUGGUUUUGGUGAAGCUCUGCCGUCUCACGUAGCCGCCUACAGGACAGAGCUGGGACUGUCACAUCGAGAUUACUCCGUCAGUAUGGGCUCGGAUGCGGACACGGAGACAGACGGCAUCAUGUCCCCGGAGCACGCCGUCAGAAUGUGGGGUCGCUCCAACACCAAGUCGGGCCGCAGCUCCUGCCUGUCGAGCCGAGCUAACUCCAACCUAACGCUCACUGACACGGAACAUGAGAACACGGAAAAUGGUCCUCCGCUGCAUUGUUCAUCCGCCUCCUCCUCCCCUGUUGAGCACCUCCCAUACCCUCCCCCAUCCAUUGCAGCCAAUCAGAGCCAGGGAGGGUUGCUAGGUAACAGUGCGGCUCAGCCAGCCCAGGACUCUGACUCUGAGGAUGAGUUUGGCCCCAAUUCAUUCUUAGUUAAAACUGGCUCAGGAACCCUCUAUGCUCCAGCCACUGCAGCUGCUGAUGACGGCGCCUUCCAAAACCACUCCCGGCUGCGGACACCCCCUCUGCCACUGUCCCAUUCCCACUCACCGAAUCACCAGCACCAUGCGCCCUCCAUUAACUCCUUAAAUAGGGGCAACUAUACCCCCAGGAGCAACCCCAGCCCCGCCCCCACCGACAGCUCCGCCCCACCUGAGGGACCAGCCAGUGGGCAGGACUCGGGCAGCGCACAAGACAACUGGCUCCUCAACAGCAACAUCCCGCUAGAAACAAGGAGCCAGAACACUCUAAUGUUUAUUAGAGAGGAGCAGGACGGUUGCAGAGAAGGGCAGGGCUCGUACAAAACAAGAAACAUAGCAAAGCAGUCAUUCCUAGAGAGUUUACAGGACAACCAGAUUGAGAUGGACAUUCUGGCUCGCCACGAUGCCCCAUACAGCGACGGGCACUUCUUGUUCAAGCCAGGUGGAACAUCACCAAUGUAUUGCACAACCUCCCCAGGAUACCCUUUGACCUCCAACACAGUGUACUCGCCACCCCCUCGACCCCUCCCCAGAAACACGUUCUCACGGCCUGCCUUCAGCCUGAAAAAGCCCUACAAACACUGCAACUGGAAAUGUGCUGCUCUCAGUGCCAUCCUCAUCUCAGUCACUCUGCUGUUCCUCUUGGCUUAUUUUAUUGCCAUGCACCUUUUUGGGUUGAACUGGCACCUACAGCCAACGCAGCGACAGUUGUACCAACUUUCAGAAGACAAUACCAGUGGCCUACCCUUUCCCACAGACCUGAGCCUCUCACCACAGGGCAACACAGGCCUGGAAAUCAAAGGAAAAGAUGACAGCAAAUUGGACAGCUUGUUCCCAGAUGACAGCUAUAUAGAUAUGGGUGAGAUUGACGUGGGCCGCAAGGUCGCACAGCAGAUUCCUCCUGGUAUCUUCUGGAGGUCCCAGGUCUUCAUUGAUCAUCCCAUGUACCUGAAGUUCAACGUGUCCUUAAGCAAAGAUGCCUUAGUCGGAAUCUACGGAAGAAGAGGACUACCUCCAUCACACACACAGUUUGACUUUGUGGAGCUGCUGGAUGGGCGGAGGCUCCUGGUCCAGGACACCCAUGGCCUGGAGGGCCCCGUGGCCCUGCAGAGGAGCCUGGUUCCCAUUACUACUCACGACACAGGAUUUAUCCAGUACUUGGACACAGGCAUCUGGCACCUGGCCAUCUACAACGAUGGAAAAGAAACAGAGACUGUCUCUUUCCUCACCACUGCUAUAGAAUCCAUUGACGACUGUCCAAGUAACUGCUUUGGAAAUGGUGACUGUGUAGCUGGAACCUGCCACUGCUUUUUAGGAUUCAAAGGGCCUGACUGCGGAAGAGCUGCCUGUCCGGUGCUGUGCAGUGGGAAUGGUCAAUACCUUAAAGGUCGCUGUAUGUGCCACAGCGGCUGGAAGGGCUCAGAGUGUGACGUUCCCACCAACCAGUGCAUUGACAUCACAUGCAGUGGCCAUGGGACCUGCAUCGUGGGGACUUGUAUCUGCAACCCAGGCUACAAGGGAGAGAACUGCGAAGAAGUGGACUGCCUGGACCCGACAUGCUCCGGCCGAGGGGUGUGUGUCCAGGGAGAGUGCCACUGCUUUGUGGGCUGGGGCGGUCCCGGAUGUGAGAGCCCCAGGGCGUCCUGCAUGGACCAGUGCUCUGGACACGGAGCCUUCCUGGCAGACACAGGCACCUGCAGCUGCGAUCCCAACUGGACAGGCCAUGACUGUGGCACUGAGAUUUGUGCAGCCGACUGUGGUGGCCAUGGCGUUUGUGUGUCGGGCAGCUGCCGAUGCGACGAGGGCUGGAUGGGUGCUGGGUGUGACCAAAGGGCGUGUCACCCUCGCUGCAACGAACAUGGCACUUGCAAGGACGGCAAGUGUGAAUGCAGUCCUGGCUGGAAUGGAGAGCACUGCACCAUUGAGGGUUGCCCAGGUUUGUGCAAUGGAAAUGGUAGGUGCACUCUCGGAAACAGUGGCUGGUACUGUGUGUGCCAGCUGGGAUGGAGGGGCACUGGCUGUGACACCUCCAUGGAAACGGCCUGCAGUGAUGUCAAGGACAACGAUGGAGAUGGCCUUGUGGACUGCAUGGAUCCUGACUGCUGUCUGCAGUCGAGCUGUCACACCACCUCCCUGUGUGUGGGCUCCCCGGACCCCCUGGACAUUAUCCAAGAGACACAGAUGUCCUCUGCACAGAGCAACCUGCAGACGUUCUAUGACCGCGUUCACUUUCUGGUGGGCAAAGACAGCACCCAUGUCAUUCCUGGAGCCAAUCCCUUCGAUGGCAGUCAUGCUUGUGUGAUUCGAGGACAAGUUGUAACCUCUGAUGGAACGCCACUGGUUGGAGUCAAUAUCAGUUUCAUCAACAACCCAUCGUUCGGAUACACAAUUACCCGGCAGGACGGGAGUUUUGACUUGGUAACCAACGGGGGAAUCGCCAUCGGCCUGCGUUUCGAGCGUGCCCCCUUCAUCACUCAGGAACACACGCUGUGGUUGCCGUGGGGGCGCUUCUUCGUCAUGGACACCAUCGUGAUGCGGCACGAGGAGAACGACAUCCCGAGUUGCGACCUGAGCAGCUUCACCCGCCCCAGCCCCAUCGUCGCCCCUGCUCCUCUCACUGCCUUCGCUGGGUCCUGCUCUGAGAGGGGUAACAUUGUACCCGAAAUCCAGUCUCUGCAGGAGGAAGUGCCCAUUCCAGGAACGGAUAUGAAGCUUAGCUAUUUAAGCAGCAGGACCGCCGGUUACAAGUCAAUACUCCGAGUGACCCUGACCCAUCCCACAAUCCCUUUCAACUUGAUGAAAGUUCACCUCAUGGUCGCUGUGGAGGGACGGCUAUUCAGAAAGUGGUUCCCCGCUGCCCCCAACCUCUGGUAUGAUUUUGUAUGGGACAAGGCAGAUGUCUACAGUCAGAAAGUCUAUGGGCUGUCAGAAGCUUUUGUAUCUGUUGGGUUUGAGUAUGAGUCAUGUCCAGAUCUAAUUUUGUGGGAGAAAAGGACUGCUGUUCUACAAGGAUAUGAGAAGACUGCGUCCAAACUGGGUGGAUGGACAGUUGAUAAGCAUCAUGCUCUCAAUAUACAGAGUGGUAUUCUGCACAUGGGCAAUGGAGAGAACGUCUUCAUCUCGCAGCAGCCUCCUGUGAUUGGCAGUGUGAUGGGGAACGGGCGCAGGCGCAGUAUCUCCUGCCCCAGCUGUAACGGGCUGGCCGACGGGAACAAGCUGCUGGCCCCUGUGGCUCUGGCCUGUGGCUCAGACGGGAGUCUUUAUGUGGGAGACUUUAACUAUGUGCGGAGGAUCUUCACCACAGGGAACGUCACCAGUGUCCUGGAGCUCAGCAACAGCCCGGCUCAUAAGUACUACCUGGCCACCAGUCCAGUGAACGGGGCUGUGUACCUGUCUGACACCAGCAGCAGAAAAGUGUUUAAGGUGAAGUCUCUCAGUGUGGUAAAAGAUGUGGCCAAGAAUCUGGAGCUGGUGGCAGGGACAGGCGACCAGUGUCUGCCGUACGACGACACGCGCUGUGGGGAUGGAGGGAAGGCUGUGGAGGCUACGCUCACUAACCCCAGAGGCAUUACUGUGGAUAAGUACGGGGUAAUCUUCUUUGUGGAUGGCACCAUGAUUCGUAGGAUUGAUCAGAACGGUAUCAUCUCCACUCUUCUGGGCUUUAAUGACCUGACCUCUGCUCGACCCCUGAGCUGCGAUGCUGUCAUGGACAUUUCUCAGGUGCGCCUUGAGUGGCCCACAGACCUGGCUGUGAGCCCCAUGGACAACUCCCUCUAUGUGCUGGAUAACAAUGUGGUGCUGCAGAUCUCAGAAAACCACCAGGUCCGAAUUGUAGCCGGACGCCCCAUGCACUGCCAAGUCCCUGGGAUUGACCACUUCCUCAUGAGCAAAGUGGCUAUUCAUGCUACGUUGGAGUCUGCUAAUGCUCUGGCUAUCUCUCACACUGGUGUUUUGUACAUCGCUGAGUCAGAUGAGAAGAAAAUUAACCGAGUUCGACAGGUGUCUACCAAUGGAGAGAUCUCUAUUGUGGCUGGGGCUCCGAGCGGCUGUGACUGUAAGAACGAUGCAAACUGUGACUGCUACUCCGGCGAUGAAGGCUAUGCUAAAGAUGCUAAACUCAAUGCUCCAUCUUCUCUGGCUGUGUGCCCAGACGGGGAACUUUACAUUGCAGAUUUGGGCAACAUCCGAAUCCGCUAUGUGCGCAAAAACAAGCCAUUCCUGAACCCUCUCAGUAUGUAUGAAGUGUCGUCUCCUAUUAAUGACGAGCUCUAUCUUUUUGACUCCAAUGGCAGCCAUAUUUAUACACAAAGUCUGACUACUGGAGACCAUCUGUAUAACCUUACCUACAGUGGAGCAGGAGAUAUAAGCACCAUCACAGACAAAAACAAAAAUACAAUCAUUAUAAGACGGGACACCACGGGCAUGCCUCUGUGGCUCAUGGUUCCUGAUGGGCGGACAUUUUGGUUCACCAUGGGUACAAACAGCGCUCUGAAGAGUGUUGGAGCUCAGGGUCAAGAAUUAGCCCUGAUGACCUACCACGGCAGCUCAGGACUUCUAGCCACAAAGACGAACGAGAAUGGAUGGACAACCUUUUAUGAGUAUGACAGUUACGGGCGUCUGACUAACGUCACUUACCCCACGGGCCGCGUGAGCAGCUACCGAACGGAUGCCGACAGCUCGGUCCGCAUCCAGACAGAGGGCUCCAACAAAGAGGAUAUCACCGCCACCACCAACCUGUCAGCCUCUGGCACCUUCUACACUCUCAUGCAGGAUCAAGUACGGAACAGUUACUUCAUUGGUUUGGACGGCUCACUGCACCUGGUGCUAGCCAAUGGAAUGGAGGUGUCGCUGCACACAGAGCCCCACCUCUUGGCCGGCACUGUCAACCCCACUGUCAGCAAGAGGAACGUGACCCUGGCCAUUGACAACGGGCUCAACCUGGUGGAGUGGAGACAGCGUAAGGAGCAGGCGCGGGGCCAGGUCACUGUGUACGGCCGCAGACUCCGGGUUCAUAACAGGAAUCUUUUGUCCCUGGACUUUGACCGGAUCACUCGUACAGAGAAAGUAUAUGAUGACCACAGGAAGUUCACACUGCGUAUCCACUACGACCACGCGGGACGCCCCACCCUCUGGGCUCCCAGCAGUCGUCUGAAUGGGGUGAAUGUCACAUACUCUUCCGGGGGCCACGUGGCUGGGAUCCAGAGGGGAACCAUGUCUGUGCGCAUGGAGUAUGACCCCAAUGGCAGAAUCACCUCUCAGAUCUUUGCCGAUGGAAAAUCAUGGACUUACACUUAUUUAGAAAAGUCGAUGGUGCUGCUUCUGUACAGCCAAAGGCAAUACAUCUUUGAGUUUGACAAAAACAACAGAUUGUCUUCGGUGACGAUGCCCAACGUGGCUCGUCAGACUCUGGAGACCACCCACUCCAUCGGUUACUACAGAAACACGUACCACCCGCCUGAAGGAAACGCCUCAGUGCUGCAAGACUACAGUGAGGACGGCCAGCUGCUGCAGACUACCUAUCUGGGCACUGGACGCAGGAUCAUCUAUAAAUACGGCAAGCUGGCCAAACUGCUGGAAAUCCUCUAUGACACUACACGAAUUGGCUUUUCUUAUGAUGAAGUGGCAGGGAUGCUUAAAACUGUGAAUUUGCAGAGUGAAGGCUUUACUUGCACUAUUCGCUACAGGCAAAUCGGCCCGCUUAUCGACAGACAGAUUUUCAGAUUCAGCGAGGAGGGUAUGGUCAACGCGCGAUUUGAUUACGUCUACGACAACAGCUUCAGAGUGACGAGCAUGCAGGCUGUAAUCAACGAAACCCCUCUGCCAAUUGAUUUAUACCGGUACGACGACGUGUCCGGCAAAACAGAACAGUUUGGCAAAUUUGGUGUCAUUUAUUACGACAUUAAUCAGAUUAUCACAACGGCCGUAAUGACCCACACUAAACACUUUGACGCUUACGGGAGAGUGAAGGAGGUACAAUACGAGAUCUUCCGUUCCCUGAUGUACUGGAUGAUGGUGCAGUACGACAAUAUGGGCCGUGUGGUCGCCAAGGAACUAAAAGUAGGUCCCUAUGCCAACACUACGCGAUACACUUACGAAUACGAUGCAGAUGGACAAUUGCAAGUUGUGUCUAUCAAUGAUAAACCUUUAUGGAGGUACAGCUAUGACCUCAAUGGAAAUCUGCACCUGCUUAGUCCAGGAAAUAGCGCCAGGCUAACCCCCCUACGUUACGAUAUUAGAGACCGCAUCACUCGUCUGGGAGAUGUCCAGUACAGAAUGGAUGAAGACGGUUUUCUUAAGCAAAGAGGCAAUGAUUACUUUGAAUACAACUCCGCUGGUUUGCUGAUUAAAGUGUACAACAAAGUGAGUGGGUGGAGCAUCAAAUAUCGCUAUGACGGCUUAGGGAGGAGGGUGUCCAGCAGGAGCACAACUGGGCACCACCUGCAGUUUUUCUACGCAGAUCUGUCUAGUCCUACACGUGUAACACAUAUGUACAACCACUCCAGCUCAGAAAUUACCUCCCUGUACUACGACUUACAAGGACACCUCUUUGCCAUGGAGCUGAGCAGUGGCGAUGAGUUUUACGUCGCCUGUGAUAACAUUGGCACUCCUUUAGCCGUCUUUAGCGGCUCUGGAAUCAUGAUCAAACAGGUUCUGCACACAGCGUUCGGAGAGGUUUACUUGGACACUAACCCCAGCUUCCAGCUCAUUAUCGGGUACCAGGGGGGUCUGUACGAGCCCCUGAGCAGGCUGGUGCACAUGGGGCGCAGAGACUAUGACGUCCUCACGGGGCGCUGGACCACACCCAAUCAUAACAUCUGGAAACGCCUCAACAGUAACCACAUUGUGCCAUUCAAUCUGUAUAUGUUCAAGAACAACAACCCACUGAGCAACAACGACGAGAUAAAGUGCUACAUGACAGAUGUGAACAGCUGGUUGGUGACAUUUGGCUUCCAGCUGUACAAUGUGAUCCCAGGUUACAGAAAGCCAAACACAGAAGCAAUGGAGCCCUCUUAUGAGCUGGUACGCACCCAGAUCAAGACUCAGGAGUGGGACAGCACCAAGUCGUUGCUGGGAGUCCAGUGUGAAGUGCAGCGGCAGCUCAAGGCCUUUGUGAAGCUGGAGCGGUUUGGACAGAUCUACGGUGCCAAAAGUGCUGGAUGUCCCCAGACGGAGGACAAGAUCCUGUUUGCCUCUGGGGGCUCUAUCUUUGGAAAGGGGGUAAAGUUUGCCAUUCGAGAGGGCCGCAUCACCACAGACAUCAUCAGCCUGGCCAAUGAGGACGGGCGGCGUAUGGCUGCAGUGCUAAAUGACGCCUUCUACCUGGAGAACCUGCACUUCACCAUCACUGGAGUGGACACACACUACUUUGUGAAGCUGGGCUCUGUGGAGGGAGACCUGGCUCUCAUUGGAAUGACAGUGGGCCGGCGCACUUUGGAGAAUGGGGUCAAUGUGACCGUGACGCAGGUGAACACUGUGCUGAACGGCAGGACUAGGCGCAUCACGGACAUCCAGCUGCAGUAUGGUGCUCUGUGUCUGAACACACGCUACGGCAGUAGUGUAGACGAGGAGAAGGCACGUGUGCUGGAGCUGUCCCGGCAGAGGGCUGUGUCUCAGGCCUGGGCCAGAGAGAGACAGAGACUGCGGGACGGGGAGGAGGGCUCCCGCACGUGGACUGAAGGAGAGAAGCAGCAGCUGCUGGGCUCAGGUCGGGUGCAGGGCUACGAUGGAUACUACGUGGUGUCAGUGGACCAGUACCCCGAGCUGGCCGACAGUGUCAAUAACAUCCACUUCAUGAGACAGAGCGAGAUGGGCCGCAGGUGACAUGAGCCAGGCGCUCUGGGACCACACUUUCAUGUGGGACUUCUUGCCAAAGACAGUUGUGUACAUGACCACUUUUGUUUUCAUUGACUGUGAUCAACUUCUUUUAUAAUAAUCUGGAAAAAAGAAGAAACCUGGCUGCAAUCAGUUGCACUGUAUUAAGAGAAGAGUGCCCUUCUUUAACAGUCUUUGCCCUCCAAGUGCGGCUGCUAGAGGAUGAACAUUAACGCGUGUGACUUAUUUUUACGAUGCCAUUUCCUCGUGUGGCCGGUGAUUCAGAGGAACCCGAGAGGAGUACUGGUAAUGCAUUUUGUUCACUGGCUCACCGCUGCCAGACUUACAGAUUGUUAUUCACAAGCUUGCUCCAUUCUGCCUUUUUCAGCACCUCAGCCAAGGAGAUUCCUUCUCUUUUAAUCACUUCUUUUUAAUACUUGAAGCCCUCAUAUCCCCAGUCAUCCAUACAUAAUGAGAGAGAUUCUGUUGGCGGUAGGGCCCUUCAUCACAACCCCAGCUGAACUUGUCAAAGCACCUUUUUCUGUGAUGUCUUUUCUGUAUUUUGUGUUUUAUUUUUUGUGGUGGCGUGGUACUCAUCUGUGAUCCUAGCUCUGAAGGCAACCUUGCAUGCCUUCUUUUUGGACAGUUAAAUUAACAAAAGCUCUCAAACUUGUUCAGCCAACAGAGAUGUGCCAUCACUUUUUUGGUUCUUUUGAGUUUCUAUUUUAACUAAAACAUCAUGAAAAACAUAACUUAUUCUCUGCUCUUUUAAUUUGACUGAAAUAUUGAGCCACUCUGUAAUGUGGGUUCUGUCUGUAUUAAAGAAAAGGUAUUUUACAGGACCAGUUUGAAUUUGUGUUGGUUUUAUAAAUAGCUAUAUCAUGAAUUAACAGUAUAACAAAUGUGAACUUAAAAAUGUGAAUUCUUGUCCCUUUUCUUGUUGAUUGUUGUACUUGAACAAAUCAUGAGGGUGUUUGAACAAAUGGAGUAAACUGAAAGAUAGUUUAGUUCAGUCAAUUACUGUUUUCAUUUGACCUGUAACAUUAACUGACCUCACUUUAAAUGAGAGGUUUGUUUUUCCACUGAGCUUUUGUCAGUAUUCCUAACCACUUAUCAAAUAAAGUGAUAUUAAUAUUUAUAAUGAAAUGGAUAACUAUUCUUACCAGUGAUGCACACUACAUUAGCGGAUAGAGAGGUUUUAUACAGUAGCCCAGAUGGAGGUUACAAAUUGCCUUUGCCCUCAGGGCCACCAGCAGGGCACCUUUCAAAGUGCUUUCAUUCUCCACUAUUGGGUUUGCUCACUCCACAGCUGGACCUGCACAAUAGAGUCUGAUACAAACUGUUGUAUGGCUGUCCACCAGGAUACUCCUCACUCAAGAGGACAGGUCACAUCCGCUCAUUGAAAAAGUCAAACUCCAGUGAAGUUAGGACUGUUUUGGAGACACAUCUUUGAGUUGUACUUUUAUAAACUAUGCCAAGCCACUGCACACUGACUCCUGUUAUUCUAAUAGAGCUCUUCUUGUUUGUGAGUGUCGGUGGUGAGAGCAUGAUUGGCCUGUCGAGAUCAGUAUAAAUGUUAAUGCAACAUUUUCACUGAUAAUUUUUUUCUGCUGUUGUUUGAGUGCCCAUUUUCCCGAAAACAAAAUGUAUGUUCAACAUAUGAAUGAAGGAUAUUUGCAUUGUGGAAUAUUGCACUGAAACUGUUGUGUGAUAAAGACUGUAUGUUUUUGUUUUUUACUUUUGGACUUGUUUUAAGUUUUGGUUUGUUCGAAACACUGUGUUUUUAGCGCUUCUCUUUGGCUGUGUAAAUAUGAAAACAUCAAGUAUGCUGUAAAUAAAAUGCAAAUGUAGAUAACUCUUAGAGCUACAUCGGUGACCCUGUGUAGUCUUAAGGUAGAAAAAAUAAAGGGACUAUUUUGUGUUU
Messenger RNA from Periophthalmus magnuspinnatus, 10917 nucleotides. It is a transcript of the gene tenm4, whose product is annotated as teneurin transmembrane protein 4. Gene Ontology annotation, molecular function: protein homodimerization activity; cell adhesion molecule binding; protein heterodimerization activity. Gene Ontology annotation, biological process: neuron development; signal transduction; heterophilic cell-cell adhesion. The transcript has 31 exons. Gene Ontology annotation, cellular component: membrane; neuron projection. The record is from RefSeq and is a predicted model, not a curated record. Bases 468 to 9002 code for a protein of 2844 amino acids. Lineage: Eukaryota; Metazoa; Chordata; Actinopteri; Gobiiformes; Gobiidae.